CAGUUUCCUUAGUGUUAAAUUACUCAAAGAAUUUCCACUGAUAAAUCUUAAAAUUUGAAAUUUAUAAUCAUGAAAAUAAAACGUGUUAUCAUCUCUUAACAGCUAAGUAAUUGAUGUUGUAAGAUCUAAUACUAGUAAAAGAAAAUUUUAAAGAAGCUUUCAAAAUAUACUUUUUGAAAAGUACUAAACAGGCAAUAUUAUUGGAUAAGUUUUUCAGAAUCUUUAUAAGAAUUCUUCAAGAAUAGACAACUUCUGUAACUCUAAAUGUUACAAAAUCAGUUGAAAGUACAGUAAAUUAAUACUAUAACACAUUAAAUUACAUCAAUGGUACUAUAAAAAAUUGACAACGUCACUGUUUUUUUUUUCUUUUUUGCUUUUCAGUAUAAAUAUAUGCUUCUGCUCUCGAGUCUCAACUAGCAUUUGCUUUUUAGACCCCUGUUUUAGCUCCAAACACAAAAUACACAGCUGGAUUUAUACUGCAAAAUUCAACCGAAAUAAUCAAAUUUUGACAUUUUUUUCUUCAAAAUCUUUGCUAUUCCAGAAUGGUAAAAGGGGCAAUGCAACUAUGGCUACGUGCAAUAAUAACUUUGGUUAUAUUGAUUAUUACUGAAGGACACCCAGUUGAUAUUACUUAUCUACAGAGUGCAGUAGCAAAAGGAGCUGUAUGUUUGGAUGGGAGUCCGCCAGCAUACCAUUUUGAUAAAGGAUUUGGAGCAGGAGUUAACAAUUGGUUUCAGUACUCCCAGGUGAGUUGAAGACAGUAUAGAAGAUGUUCCAGUGCAGAUGGCAAGCUCCAUUUGUUCCCGGAGUGCUGCCGAGUCAGAGUUGGUAUGUUAUGCUUUCUGGAUUACGUUAGAGACUUUGCAGACAGCGUCGUGGGUAUUGGUUGUCAGUCUGUAAGCGGCUCGGUCAGCCAAAAUGUCGGUCUGUGUUAUGUGCUGAAUUUUGUAUGAUUAUUGAUUCGUUAUGCUUGGAAGCUGCGUGAAAGAAUAUUUCUGGAAAAAAAAAAUUACGAUGUAUUUCAUCUCAUUUGAUUUGAAAAGUUUGACAUGAUUUUAUGUGCAGCAAGAGUCUGAGGGUUCGCUCGACCCUAGGUAAGGGUCGGGUGCCCAUCACACCCUAGCGGAAUUAGGGUGUGACAAAGUGGUAUCAGAGCAGGUCUGUCCUAGGGGUUGUCUGCAAAGCCGUGUCUAGUAGAGUCUUGUUUAUCGGUGUGUUGUGCACCACAUCGAUAAACAGGAUGCUACAGGGCAUUUAGGGUGUUACCUUUCUUUGGAUCUUAGAUCGUGCGAUAGAGCCAGCCAUAAGAAAUGAAAUUCCUCUUACUAACCUUUGAUUUCAGCUGAAGAAUGAUAUCGACAAAAGAAAGUGACCGAUGAUAUUGGAAGCUACACAAUACGCAAGUAAGUUAUGGUACGAAAGAGGCGUGUCGGGUAAGGUAAGAAUAUUGGAAUUUGAUUGAAAUGUGAGAUUUGAGGAUGAAAGAGAAGGUGGAUAGAAAAGUACAACAGAACAGAUAGUUAAAGGAUCAGGUACGUCUCGAGGUGCCAUAUGUGAGGUAAGUCCCGACACUUUUAUACUUUUAUUUGAAAUUGUUAGCCCUGUGUGGCUAUGAUACGAUGUGAUAUGAUGUGUAUAUACGUAUGUGUGUUGGCCCUGUGAGGCAUGGUCGGUAUUUCCUGCGUGCAGGUUUUGGGAUAGUAAGAAAUACAGAGGAACCUCUGCCUAAAUUUUUCCAGAAAUAUGAAUAGGAAAAUGAGAUAUAAGUUCUUAGCAUGUUUUGAAAGUCGAUACCGAUAGGGAAAAUCUAUUAUGUUGGGUUAAAAUUCUAAGAGAUACCCUCCAUGUCAUUCGUAAGAAGCAUCAUCCUUACUUGGGAAAUUUUAUUUUGGGAAAGCAUAUAUGAUCAGCAAAUUUCUGGAGAUCAUUUCAGGAGGGAUUGGGGACCCAGGUGAACCUGAGUAAAGGGGCGAUAGAAGAGUUGAGUCAAAAAUAGAGAAACGACACGAGAUAAUAUGCUUGAAGUGUUAUAAGUAGGAUUAAGGGAAAUUGCGAAAUGGUUUAAGUGAGAUGGUCAGAAUGAGCUAGUUACUAGAAGACAGUGAAUUUAAAGAGAACGAGCAAGAAGAACUCGACUUAAGCUUCAAGUAUAGAUGGAUAUGGUAAGUUGCAGUCGAUUACGGAGGUAGCUAAAUCGUGUCUACUAUAUUUGGAAGAUCAAUAUUAACAGAUGUCAGGUGGAGAAUGGCAUUAGUCUAAGUAAAGAAAGGCACAACAUGAUAGAUGAGUUCAAGUUACAAGUGAAUCGUUAUAAGAUCACCAGAAGCAGUAUAAUUAUGUAGGACUAAUUUGACAUUCGGGGACGAAUGUUCCUAAGGGGGGGAGGAUGUUACACCCCGUAAGAGUAUGUGCUAUUUUAAUUAAGACAAGAAAGAAUGAGUUAAGAAAGUUCAAGGAAAGUUAAUCGAGUUAGUAAGAAUAUCGUUAUAUAUAUGGUUGCCUUAAGUAUCCCGAGGUGACAUCGUAACCUAAAGGAUUUGAAAUCGCAUUAUGAGCGUAUAUGAGGUAAUGUGAGUGCCCUUUUAAAGUAUUUGAGAUUAUUAGUAAUGAUAUAGAAGAUGGAUAAAAGAUAUGAAUAUAUUUUUGCGAUUGGAGUUUCGUCGAAGCUUCGUAAGUUCUCCAGUUACGUUUAAGGUUAUGGUGAUUCUCCGGACCCUUCGUGACGUGUAUGGAUUGUUAUGUAUGUAUAUGGGUAUGUAUAUGUAUGUAUAAGAGGUUACAUGAGAGUUGGAAGAGGAUUAGAAGAUAAACGAAUCUAAACAAAAUGAAUCGGAACAACUUCAGUAAAAUCUCGGACCAGAUUUUUAUCCCAUAUUGUUGGGGGCAUAUCUCCUAGUAUAUGAGGAGUUUUAAGGUUUUUCAAAAGCCUAAAACGAAGUUCAUCGAGUCUAGUUUCCAACGCAAUAAACCGCUCGUCAAAAUGAUAUUUGGAUAAGGAAAUAUGGACGAUGCAAGUUGGGCUGGCAGGGCAGCAAGUUUGGACCCGACCCAAACACUAAUGUUUCGGCCCAUGAGGCCCACUAACGUUAAUAUAUAUGGCAAAUUCACUUGAGGGCUGAUCAUUUUCAGCUAAUAUCCUCCAAAAACAUUAGAGAGAGAGAGAGAGAGAGAUCCUAGGCUAAGGAAGCCAUUUUGAUCAAAAAUCCGAGCUCCGAAUCCCGAAGCUCAUGAAGAGAAAAACGUUGUACGUUGCGUUGCCUUCAAUUUGAGAUAAAUAUUGGUCUUGGGGGAUGAAAUUUUCGUGGUGGAGCUUCUGAUAAGGUAUUUAUAAAAUUCCUUUUAUGUUAUUAAAGUGUUUAUUUAGAGUUUUAACGAAUUAAAACGGAGAAAACAACAUUAUAAACUCGUUUGUUGUUUUGUUGAAAUUUAUGGGUGAGGGGCUGUUUUAAUUGAAAUUGAUGGACUGAUUUGAAUUAAUAUUUUGGUUGUUGUAAUCAUGGAUAUGUGAGGAGAGUGAAGGAAUUUAAUGGUUAGAGUUGGAGUUAAAUUGUUGUGGGUUGUUGUAAGGAUUAUAGAGAUAAUAAUGUGGUUUUAUUGCACAUGAGUAGAUGAUGUGGUGUCGAGUGGCUGCUGUUGUAUUUCCCUGAAAUUUUCUGAAAAUAUUGCAUGAAAUAAGGUAUAAGAAGUGCAUAUGGGUUGCUUGGUGUAUUGCAAGUGUUCGUUAGAAUUUCGGGCAUCGUUAUGUUACAGUUGGGGGCUGUUUUGAUAUGUUGUUGUUCUUGUUGAAAUAAAAGAAUUGAAGAUAUGGUUGUGUCCAUAUGUUAUUGUUGGUAUUUCUGUGUCAACAGGAGAGCAAUUGGAAAUUCGGAUAGACGAGUUUAUAGGGGAAAUGCUGCCCAAAUAUUUGUAGACAAGUGAUGAGUUAAAGAUUGAAUACCAAAAGCCUUAUAGUUAACAAUUGGUAAAAAUGACCAUUUGUAGGUUUUGGGCGAAACGGAGAUUGAGUUUGGACAAGCGUGAGUAGCGCGAAAGGUAUGUAAAGCUUAUCCUUUCCUUCUUUGGCAUGCCCUAGGUCUACUAGGUUGAGAUUUCGGCCUCGGGGACCAUCCUGCUCAUCGUAACCCGAGAUUAGUUUUCGUUACUAUUCAUUCAAUAGAAUUGAAUUAUAAAAGGUGCAUUUUACUAGAAAAGUGGUUGGACUUCCAAAACGUUUACAAAUGUAACCCGAUAGUUCUAAAACUUUCUUGGAUGACUCCGUAGAGUCUAAUGGGCGUGAUUCUCGUCCGCCGCCUCGACUUGGCCCGAGGUGGGCCCGCUAUCCCCGAUGCCUCUCUUAUUGUUCUGUUUGUCUUAUUCCCGUACGGUAAGUCAAGGGAACUCAUGGUUAUUGUUCCGACUACUAAACGGGAGAUAUUUUAUCUAUCCCGAGACGGAUUUUAAUGAUUAUUGACCCAAUUGUGGGGACCGAAACCCUGACAUGUGAUGUACGACUUUAGCCAAUGUACUCUUGUCCGGAGUUCGCAGGUAACUCCUGGUUAUUAUGCUGUUCACUAUAUGAUAGGUGUUAUGACCACCUUCAUGAGCAUUAUAAAAUGUUUUUGACAUCUAAAGCGUUUUUAAAAAUCUUACCCUGAGAUUCUGGACAAACUACUUAUUUUCUUUAUUUUCCGAUAUACGAUUUUGGUAUACCUGAGUCCUGUGUGAUGCAUGAUCCUGGCAUGUGUGAUUAUGUUUGGAAAGUGAUAAUUUGGCAUUUUGUCUGGUUAUCUUCUGUGUUACCGAGUCCUGGGCCGGUUAUGUGAAUAUGCGCAUAUGUGAUAUUGGCCGCUGGACCCUCGACCGCGGCGUGCCCGACAUUGACUGCUGGACCCUUGACCGCGUCAUGCCGGACGUGUGGCAUUGACUGCUGGACCCUUGACCGCGUCUGCCGCACUUGUGAUUGUGCCGACAUAGACCGCUGGACCCUUGACCGCGGUAUGUCGAACUUGUGAUAGAAAACCGCUGGAUACUUGACUGCGGUAUGUGUGAUUGUGACCGCUGGACUUAUGGCCGCGAAAAUUGUGCGUUGAUUCUUCUAUGUGUGUGAAACAAAGAUGUUUUCCAAAAGAAAGCAAACAUUUUGUCAUCCCGAUUGCCGUGUUGAUUUCUCCUGAACUUCUUUUGCCUGUUGUACGCCGGAUACGACUCCUUAGUAUGCUGGCUAUUGUGCUCGCUUUCUAUAUAUCGUAUUUCAGUUGUGACUUUGCUUUCUGUGUUGUAUGCUUUACAUACUCAGUACAUAUUUCGUACUGACCCCCUCUUUUCGGGGGGCUGCGUUUCAUGCCGCGCAGGUACUCCCAGGUGAGUUGAAGACAGUAUAGAAGAUGUUUCAGUGCAGAUGGCAAGCUCCAUUUGUUCCCGGAGUGCUGCCGAGUCAGAGUUGGUAUGUUAUGCUUUCUGGAUUACGUUAGAGACUUUGCAGACAGCGUCGUGGGUAUUGGUUGUCAGUCUGUAAGCGGCUCCGUCAGCCAAAAUGUCGAAGAAGCAUGGAACAUACAAAAUUGCAAGGGCUAUGCCUAGUCAUUUAUUCUUUAAUUAUGCUAAAUGGCAAAACUGUACUUGGAGGGAGCCAAAAACCAAACGAAGCUUACAUGGUUGAUUUAACUAUUCUUGAAAGUGCAGUGUCAAAAGGAGCUGUUUGCUUGGAUGGGAGUCCACCAGCGUACUAUUAUGAUAAGGGACAUGGAGAAGGAGCUAAUAAUUGGAUUAUCUACUUUAGGGGAGGAGAAUGGUGCUAUAGCGUGACAGAUUGCCUUGAUCGUACAAAGACAGAAAGAGGUUCUUCAAAACUUGCUCCAAAGCAAAGAUCACUUUAUGGAAUGCUUAGCAACAAUAAAACAGUGAAUCCAGAUUUCUACAAUUGGAAUAGAGUCAUGGUUAUUUAUUGUGAUGGAUCAUCAUUCACCGGAGACGUUGAAGAAGUUGACCCGGCUACUAACCUUCAUUUUAGAGGCGCGAGGAUUUUCCUUGCCUUGAUCGAUCAUUUCUUGGCGAAAGGAAUGAAGGAUGCUAAAAAUGUCAUUCUCACAGGUGGUUCAGCUGGAGGAUUGCCUGCUUUAAUCCAUUGUGAUCGUUUUCGAUCUCUUGUUCCUAACUCUGCUAGAGUCAAAUGUCUUGCUGAUGGUAGCUAUUUUCUUCAUGACAGGAAAAACAAGGACAUGACAUUCAUGGAGACCGUUAAUGAAGGACUGAUUAACUUACAUCAAUCAGCCAAGAUGUUGCCAUCAUCCUGCACUUCAAAGAUGAAACCAUCCUUGUGCCUUUUUCCACAAUAUUUUCAAGAAGGAAUCAAGACACCAUUUUUCAUAGUCAACUCAAUGUUUGACACAUUUCAGAUAAACAAGACUUUUCCGGGUUAUUACGACGACCUUUUUAAGAAUACAUGCUCAGCUUCUCUUGUUAAAAAUUUACAAGAUUUCAAACAGGAAUUUUUAAGUGCUUUGCCCAAACAAAGUCAUUCUUCAUCAAGAGGAAUGUUUAUUGACUCUUGCUUGAUUCAUGCCCAUAUAACAAGUGGCGUUGGUUGGAAUGGGUUCUCAGUAAAUAAUAAGACAAUUGCACAGGCAUUUAGCGACUGGUACUUCGACCGGAGUCCUGUCCAAUUGAUAGACAAGCCAGAUUUGCCACAGAAUUGUUACAAAUUCCCCGCAAUUACAAACUUUUGCACCUAAAAUAUCCAGAAAGCUACUUAACAAAAAGCAGAAAAAGAGUACAUUCGCUAUUGACUACUACAACAACAACAACAUACCCAGUGUAUUCACAGAAGUGAUCUGGAGAGGAUAGGAUAUAUACGCAGACCUUACUCCUACCAAUGAGUGGAAGACUAUAUUUUUAAUAGUUGGGACCUAUUUAAGGGUAUUACUCCAGAACGGAUUAUUGAUAAAUGCAGAAAGGGUGAAAGAUACUUACCAUGUGAAAUUGACGAAAUGAUUUCAUAGUCCAUUAAAAAUGUUAUUUAUAUAUAAAAUGUAUGAUACUUUUUACUAUAGAUGGGUGAAAAUAAUGUAGAAGAUUUAUAAGAAAAGAAUGAAAGAUCUUUGCAAUUAUUUUUCUUCUAUUCAAAUUAUA
This is a messenger RNA of Lycium barbarum (goji berry), 7107 nucleotides long. RefSeq names its product pectin acetylesterase 8-like. NCBI's taxonomy places the organism in Eukaryota, Viridiplantae, Streptophyta, Magnoliopsida, Solanales, Solanaceae. Gene Ontology annotation, cellular component: plant-type cell wall. The record is from RefSeq and is a predicted model, not a curated record. The transcript is spliced from 16 exons. Gene Ontology annotation, molecular function: pectin acetylesterase activity. The coding region runs from base 5526 to 6710 and encodes 394 amino acids. Gene Ontology annotation, biological process: cell wall organization.